AGAGAGGGGGCGCAGAGAGAGGGCACAGAUAGGGGGAACAGAGAGAGGGCACACUCAUGCCGUAGCCCCAGUAGCGCAAUAAGGGGAAGGGAAAUGUGGCCGGACAAUCAGAGUGGGCGAGCUAAAGGGAAAGAAGUGACUGGGAGGGAACUCAGGGAAAGGGCAAGCAGAGGCUGAUUAUUUACAGCCCAAUGUGGCCUAGUGGCUUGGAAUAGAGUCGCACCAGGCGAUUGGUUGUUGGGGAUGCUGACAGCUCUGAGAAUAGUCGAGGGGAAGGGCUGCUCCUAUUGAUUGUAGCUGGGCUAAAGAGCAGACUGGGGAGCCACACUGGGGCCUCUCUCAUCGCUGCCUUAGGGAUUCUGUUUCUUUCUCCUUUUGUUGCUGGAUAAGGGAAUUCUGGGUGGCUGCUUAUGGCACCGGCGGGGGCAGAUUCACCGUGGAUUUGCUAUAGAGAAGCCCAGGGAUGAGCCGUUACAGGGAAAAGCUCUGUAUUGUGUAACAGCCACAACAAAGGCUCCGGUAUCCAGUGGGCUCAGCAAGGAGAGACAUGGAUUCUGCAGAGAGUUCCCGCUUUCACUUCCAUACAGUAGAAGAUGUCUCUCCCAAGCUCAUUGGCUGCUCCCAGCAGGAAGAUGAUGAUGAUGAUCAGGGGGAAGCCUUUGACUUUGAUAGUGAAGGGGAAGAAGAGGAUUCUGGGACCAUCCCAAAGGCAGAAGUCCAACUGAGAACGUCCUCCAUCAGCAUUGAGAGACCCCCCUUAGCCCAUACAGGGGAAGGGACAGAAAAUCUCCAGAACAAGACAGAGGCAGCGGCUCCCGUGUCCCUCUCCAGGUCCUCCAGCUCCGUCAGUAAUGGGGACCCCGUGGGCAGGAAGAAACUCGAGAUUUAUACCUGUAGCCUGAAGAGGAGCUCUGUGAAACGGGAUUCUUCAUCUGAGAAGGUGUGUGGCCCCCGCGGAACUCAGGACGGAGCCAUUUAUGAGGACGUUCCAUGUGAGCAGGAGAAUCAGGAUGUGGGAGCCAGUACAGUAACUCCCUGUGCCUCCGUAGGGCUGGGAUACCACCUGAUCUAUGAGAACGUGCACCACGAGGGUUCCGAGCGGGACCUAGAGGACACGGGUUGGAGUUCUAGUGAAUUUGAGAGUUACAGUGAAGACUCGGAGGAGGAGGAGGAGGAAGAGAGAAGAAAGAUAAAGCCAGCCAAACCAUUCGUUGCCUUCCAGCCUAAGCUUUCCCCAGACCUCAGUAGGCUAAAGGAGAGGUACAGCAGGACUAAGCGGGACCUCCUGGCUCUGAGGGGCAGGGGGAGUGGUGCUCAGGAGCUGAAACACACAUACAACUGGAAGAUGACGCAGCUAAUGAAGGCGGCUCGGAGCGGCACAAAAGACGGCUUGGAGAAGACUCGCAUAGCAGUGAUGCGCAAAGUCACUUUCCUACAGCGCAAGGAAACUACAGGCGACUCGGAGGAGGAGGAAAGUGGCUUUUUUGAGGUCAUUGGGUUGGACUUGGACCUGAAGCCUCCACCGUCAGAGCUCGGACCAAUGCCCGAAGGACUAAGUGCUCAGCAGGUCCUGCGGCGCCACAUUCUGGCAUCCAUUGUGCAAAGUGAGCGGAGCUACGUGGAGUCCUUACAGCGCGUUCUGCAGGAUUAUCGCAACCCCCUUAUGGACAUGGAACCCAAACUGCUCAGUACUCGCAAGUGCCAGAUGGUUUUCUCCCGAGUAAAGGAGAUUCUGCACUGCCAUUCCGUCUUCCAGAUCGCGCUCUCCUCGCGGGUGGCCGAGUGGGACGUCUCCGAGAAAGUCGGGGAUCUCUUUGUGGCUUCGUUUUCCAAGUCCAUCGUGCUGGAUGUGUACAGCGAGUACGUCAAUAACUUCACCAACGCCAUGACGGUCAUUAAGAAGGCCUGUCUCACUAAGCCCGCCUUCCUGGACUUCCUAAGGAAGAAACAAGCGGCCAGCCCGGACAGGGUCACUCUCUAUGGGUUGAUGGUUAAACCAAUCCAGCGCUUCCCGCAGUUCAUCCUCCUCCUACAGGAUAUGUUGAAGAACACGCCCUGCGGGCACCCAGACCGCUUGUCCCUGCAGCUGGCACUUACGGAGCUGGAGACCCUGGCAGAGAAGCUGAAUGAGCAGAAGCGGGUCGCCGACCAAAUGGCCGAAAUCCAGCAGCUUUGCAAGAGCAUCAGUGACCGCAGCUCUCUCUAUAAGAGUCUGAGCUCCGGGCAGCACCAACUUCUUCUCUGUGAGACACUGACGGAGAUGGUUUAUGGGGACAAAGGGCAACUCCUCAAAUCCAAAGAGCGGCGCCUCUUCCUAAUGAACGAUGUGCUCGUCUGCGCCAACAUUAACUUCAAGGGGCAGCCUGAUAUUGGGAAUUUAGUGCCGCUCGGCCCUCGGUACGUCCUGAAGUGGAACACUCCGUUAGCACAGAUCUACGUGGCAGAGCUGGGGCAGGAAGGCAACGCCUUUGAGAAAGAUUUGGCGGCAGGGCAACAAGGGGUGGGCAGAAAGCAUUCGUUCUCAAGUCAGUUACAAAAUAAAGUAUCCCUGGGCUCCCCGCGCCUCUUCCAGGAGCUGCAGGAUGUCAAGCGGGAUCUGGAGGUCGUGGAGCAGAUAACGCAGCUAAUCAGCACCCUCCAUGGCACCUAUCAGAACCUGAACAUGACGGUGGCACAGGAUUGGUGCCUGGGGCUGCAGAGGUUGGUCCGGCUGAAGGAAGAAGAGAUCCAGUCUGCUAACAAGUGCCAUCUCCAGCUGCAGCUUCCCAGAAAGGCAGACAAGUCUGGGCGGCCAAUGAGUUUCAUGGUUGUUUUCAUCACUCCGAACCCACUGAGCAAAAUUUCCUGGGUGAACCGGUUGCACUUGGCCAAGAUCGCACUGAGGGAAGAGAACCAGCCCGGUUGGUUGUGCCCGGAGGAGGAGAAGAAGGUGAAAGCUCCGUUUUGGUCUCCGACGCUGGUCUGCCGCCUACCCGCAUUCUCCACCAAAGCUGCCGACCUGCAGCUGGGAGGCGCGGUGCACACCCCCGUACAGAACUCGCUCUUGGGCUUCUCCUCCGUCAGCACCUCGUUACCUCAGGGGUAUUUAUGGGUUGGCGGCGGGCAGGUCGGAGGGGCAGGACACAUACAGAUUUUCUCCCUCAAUCACACAUCCCCACGCAUGCUGAAGGCUUUUCCCCUGCCAUCUUGUGUGCUGUGUGUGGAGAACGUGUGCCCGAGAGCGCCCGAAGGGAACGACGAGAGGGAUGAAGAAGAGAGUGCGGCUGGCUCUGCGCGUCCCGCUGUGUGCGUCGGGCUGCAGGACGGGAGCAUCAUGGUGUAUGGGAAUGUGGACACUGGCACCCCCUGUUUAAUGGCGGUGGGGAGCCCGGGGGUGCAGCCUGUAAAGUGCCUGAGGCACAGCCCAAGCUUCCUGUGUGCGGGACUACAAGAUGGCUCUGUGGCGCUUUACCCAGCCACCCAAGGAGGACUGUGGGACCCCGGGAGCCCAUUGGUCGUAAAGGUGGGAGAUGGCCCAGUUCAGGCCUUACUGGUAAUCGAUGGCUGCGUGUGGGCAAGUUGCCGAAAUAGGGUGACCGUGUUGGAGCCAGGAACCCUAAAAACUCAGACCUUCGAGGCCGUACAGGACGAGGGUAUCAGCAUUACCCACAUGGUGAGGUCGGGGGGAGGGGUCUGGAUGGCAUUUUCCGGAGGUUCCUCCAUCCGACUCUUCCAUACGGAGACGCUGGAACUGCUACAGGAGAUCAACAUAGCAACCCGCACCAUGCUUCUGCCAGGACAAAAGAACCCGCGCAUCACGGCCCUACUCAUAUGCCAAGGGUUGCUGUGGGUGGGCACCGAUCUGGGCAUCCUGGUCACGCUGCCUGUGCCAAAGCUUGAGGGGAUUCCCAAAAUCACAGGAAAAGGAAUGGUUUCCCUGAAUGGUCACUGUGGGCCGGUCCAGUUCCUCACGUUGGCCUGCAGUUCCAUUGCCCCCGAUGAGCUUAGGACUGAUCAAGGUUCUGGGGAGGACAUCAGCCAAAGCGACGGGCCGGCAGAACCGAAGGAGGAUACACCAGAUGGGCCGGAUCUCCCCUCUGACAACGCCCCGCCUUCCCGCCUGAAGGGGAUCCUCCUGCAGUACCGGCUGAGGGGCACCUCCCACCUCCCGGGGCUGCACCUUUCGGCCAGGGAAGGUUCCAGAACUGAUAGCUGCACCCCGGCAACCAGCGAGGAGGACGGUUCUAUCUACGAGAUGGCGGAUGAGCCGGAUGUUUGGUGCCGGAGCCGGCCCUGCAGUAAGGACGCUAACCGCAAGGAGAUCACCUCGGUGGUUAUAGUGUCGGGGGGGGCGGGGCAUCGUACCUUCCACCCCUCCCCCUGCGCCUCCCAGCCUGGGGGCGACACAGACAGUACCCUGCUGAUGUGGCAGUUGCCCCUGGUCCUAUAGCCCCCGCCCUCGCUAUGGUCGGACUCUAGUACAUACGGCUGCGACCCGGUCCCUUUAGCUGGUCACUUAGAUACUCAGGAAUGUUCAUAAUGUGGCGCCCCCUGUCCCUGGGGGGGAAAAUAUCAACUGUUUCUAUUUAAACUAAAUAUAAGUCAUAUUUAUAACUAGC
Messenger RNA from Xenopus tropicalis (tropical clawed frog), 4598 nucleotides. It is a transcript of the gene arhgef10l, whose product is annotated as Rho guanine nucleotide exchange factor 10 like. NCBI's taxonomy places the organism in Eukaryota, Metazoa, Chordata, Amphibia, Anura, Pipidae. Gene Ontology annotation, molecular function: guanyl-nucleotide exchange factor activity. Gene Ontology annotation, biological process: regulation of small GTPase mediated signal transduction; positive regulation of stress fiber assembly. The transcript has 28 exons. Gene Ontology annotation, cellular component: cytoplasm. The record is from RefSeq and is a predicted model, not a curated record. Bases 548 to 4429 code for a protein of 1293 amino acids.